UCUACUAAUACCAGGUCAUUGCCAGUCCAAAAGAAGGAAACAGAGGGACUCCUUUUUGGAAAGUGAAAAGUAGGUGAAUCUGGCCGUCAUCGGAUUCUAUCGCCGCCGGUGAAGAUGUCGUCCGGAAGGUACAUGGCCUACUCACCAUCUCCAUCUGCUCCUCAGUCUCCUCAUAUCGCCGGACUACGCUCUGCUUCCUCUGCCAUCGCCGAGCAAGAGAAGUAUCUCUCAGAGUUACUUGCAGAACGCCACAAACUCGGCCCAUUUGUGCCUGUCCUUCCUCACUGCUACCGAUUGCUGAAUCAGGAACUUUUGCGUGUAACUACACUGUUGGGGAAUGCAUCAGUUUUAGAUCAGAAUGGGCUUGAACAUGCUAGCCCCCUGGCUUCAGGAGGAAUGUUUUCAAAUGGAGGAGCUAAUGUGGACAGAUGGGCAUCACCAUUUCAUUCAGAAAUAUCAGGUUUAAUGCACUCCCCGUCGACUCAAAACUGGCUUAAUACUCAAAGUAACUCAUCAGGCCUCAUAGUGAAGCGAACACUCAGAAUUGAUAUACCAGUGGAUCAAUAUCCUAGUUUACCUUUGCAGUACAAUUUCGUGGGCCGACUCCUGGGCCCUAGAGGGAACUCUCUAAAGCGAGUGGAAGCUACUACUGAAUGCCGGGUUCUGAUAAGAGGACGCGGAAGCAUCAAAGAUCCAGUAAAGGAAGAAAUGAUGAGAGGCAAACCGGGGUAUGAGCACCUGAAUGAGCCUCUACAUGUUAUUGUGGAAGCUGAACUGCCAGUGGAGAUCAUUGAUGCCCGGCUAUUGCAAGCACGUGAGAUAUUGGAAGAUCUGCUCAGGCCUAUGGAUGAGUCACAGGAUUUCUACAAAAAACAGCAGUUGCGUGAACUUGCAAUGCUCAAUGGUACUCUUCGUGAAGAAGGUUCUCAAAUGUCUGGUUCUGUUUCCCCCUUCCACAACAGUCUUGGGAUGAAGAGGGCUAAAACCAGAGUGUGAUCUUUGUCUAGUGGGAUUUGGAGCUUGUGCAUUGAUACACACCACUAACCAACCAGCAGGUCCUAUAUGCAACAGAUGUUGCUAUAACGUCAGAUGCCUCGCACUGCCAUCGGGGCACUGGUGCUGUUCUGUGCCAGUUCUAACUUGUCUCUAUAAUGAUAUGAAGUGUGUUUAUGUUCCGGUCAGGGAAGAUUUAGUAAACAGUAAGCCAUAGUUGUGGACCGCUUAGAGGUUUGCUUGAUGUCGCCAGAGCGCUGUCUUACCAAUCAUUGUAUUAUUCCAUUAUUUUCUAGUUUGUGAUUUGAAGGUGUGGGAAUGCCUGUAAUGCUAGCGAGGCGUGUCUGUACUGAUAAAAAAGAAGAAAAAAGAAAAAGAGAAGGUGAGGUGAAGAUCUAUGUUUACAGUUUUUCUGCAGUUGGUGCCUUUUCUGCUCUCCUUUGGAACAUUAUGUAAUAUUUUAGGAGAGCAUUUUUAUUAAUGUUGUGAACAUCAAAGCACUUGACACCAUUUAUUUAUGGUUUAAGCUCAGUUUCUGUUUGUAUA
Messenger RNA from Solanum tuberosum (potato), 1539 nucleotides. RefSeq names its product KH domain-containing protein At5g56140. Gene Ontology annotation, molecular function: mRNA binding. Gene Ontology annotation, cellular component: nucleus. Lineage: Eukaryota; Viridiplantae; Streptophyta; Magnoliopsida; Solanales; Solanaceae. Gene Ontology annotation, biological process: regulation of mRNA splicing, via spliceosome. The record is from RefSeq and is a predicted model, not a curated record. The transcript has 7 exons. Bases 115 to 996 code for a protein of 293 amino acids.